AUGACUGACUCGUCUCUUCAAAUUGCCGAUCCGAUCUCCUCCGAUGAAGUGGAAGACAACUGGUCGGGGCUGACCGACCGGGCUGAGCGUCGGCGGCGGCAAAAUCGCAUCAACCAAAGGGCAUACCGGAAACGUAAGCGGCUCCAAAACAAAGAUGUUCACCCUAAGAGUCUGGUCAAAUUGUCCAAGUCGACAUCACCCCAGUCGCAGGACUCCGCCACUUCAGAAAGCUCCAAGGUGAAAUCCUGCUGCACCCCCGGAGUACUGCAAGAUCUACUGGAACAAUUCGCCAAAUCAGCAAUUGAAAGCUACGCGCGCGGUGAUCCCGCCGCCGACCACCUGAUGACCCUGACCAAAGUCAACGUCUUCCGAGCAUUCGCACAGAAUCUAGAAUUGAUCGGUUGGUCACCGUACUGGAUGGACUAUGACGCUGUAUCUCCAUUCAAUCAAGCCUUGCCACAAAGAGAAUCUACGCCAGACGAUCAUAGCCACAUCCCACUAACCCUCCGCCCCACUCGAAUCCAAAAAUCGGUGCCUCAUCACCCCUGGCUGGAUUUCUUCCCUCUACCCAAGAUGCGUGACAAUUUGAUCGAAGCGGGCGAUGAAUGGGAUGAUGAGCAGCUUUGUCAUGACAUUAUGGGAUUUUGGGGCGAGUCGACGAUGGAUUCUGGACUGUUGGUAUGGGGGGAGCCUUGGGAUAUUCGAAACUGGGAGGUGACGGAGCCAUUUUUGAAGAAGUGGCAAUGGAUUGUUCGCGGGUGUCCUGAACUGAUGAACGCGACAAAUACUUGGCGUGCGCGUCGAGGCGAGAAGUUAAUAUUCCGCUAUAUAUGA
Molecule: messenger RNA, 834 nt
Organism: Penicillium canescens
Lineage: Eukaryota; Fungi; Ascomycota; Eurotiomycetes; Eurotiales; Aspergillaceae
Product: DUF3425 domain-containing protein
Exons: 2
Coding region: 1-834 (277 amino acids)
Source: RefSeq, a predicted model, not a curated record